Molecule: messenger RNA, 7476 nt
Organism: Pungitius pungitius (ninespine stickleback)
Lineage: Eukaryota; Metazoa; Chordata; Actinopteri; Perciformes; Gasterosteidae
Product: NACHT, LRR and PYD domains-containing protein 12-like
Exons: 16
Coding region: 633-4352 (1239 amino acids)
Biological process (GO): intracellular signal transduction
Molecular function (GO): protein binding
Source: RefSeq, a predicted model, not a curated record
ACUGCCUUUGAAUCCUGCUUGUAACAACAAGUCCUUUAUGAGGAAGCUGCAGUUUGUCAUGAAGGUAAAUGAUUGACAUCGCAGCGUGACACUGGUUUGUGGGUAAGUUGUUCCUCUCCAACAAGUGGAGUGAAGAGUAAAAACACUCUCAGGUCACUUCACUCCGUCUGAUGGAAGCUGGAGUGAAGCACCAAGCUCCUUUUCUACAGACCUGCUGAGGACAGAAGAGAGCUGCUCACUGAGGAAGUUCAUGUCUACAAGAUCACUCGGUGGAUUUCACCGACUCCUCCAGGAUUAGGUGUCCACUCCUAAAUGAUGGGGAAACACCAGCAGUGACAGAGGAAAAGAAAGCAGAGAUCAUCGAUGUGGAUUCAACACUCCCAAAACAAAGGGAGAGCAGGGCAGUAGAGCCUCAGUGUGCACACUGCGGGUCGGUAGGGGGCGGCAUGCACCUGACGAGCCGCCAUUCAGGAGAAUUGGAAGAAGAAGAAGAAGAAGAAGAAGAAGAAGAAGAAGAAGAAGAGGAAGAGGAAAAGGAAGAGGAAGUCGAAGUCGUCAGAGCUUCGCAGUGACAUCUUGAAGUUUUCAGAGACCUCAGGUUGUUGUGAAGGUGUGAAGGUGUGGACUCUGCUAUGAAUCAGGCUGAGGACCCAGAGGAGGGAGUCCCUCCCUCUGAAGCCCCUCUGUGUGGGGAACAUGACAGACAGACCAAAGCUCAGAGGGCCCAUAAGAGACCAGGACCAGGACCUGGACCCAGCCGUGUAUCCACUAAGCGUAUUCGGUACACGGUCCAAGAUGUCCCUGCCACUGUUGGUGCAAGGUCACAUCAGCAGAGAAGAAAGUCUCCUGAACCCAGCUGUGUGUCCAUGAAGAGUCAUCAGUCUAAAGGUCAUCCUUUAAACUUCAAAGAUGGGGGCCGUUCUUUUGACCCAGAUUCACAUCAGCAGAGAAGAAAGUCUCCUGAACCCAGCUGUGUGUCCAUGAAGAGUCAUCAGUCUAAAGGUCAUCCUUUAAACUUUAAAGAUGGAGGCCGUUCUUUUGACCCAGGAGAGGACCAGGAGAGCUCAGAGGUUCCCACAGGUCAGUCUGCCCAGCAGCAUCAAACACACCUGGACUCCAUCUUCAUGCUGCUGGAGGAGAACAUCCUCGUGUUUGUGAAGAACGAGCUGAAGAAGAUCCAGAAGGUUGCGAGUUCAGAUUACCCAGAAUGCUUAGUGAGUCGGAGGGAGGAAAAGGAGGUGGUGGAUGGUGAGGAUGAAGAGCAGAGGAGGAGCAGAGAGGCAUUUGGCAAGAUUUCAGUGCACUUCCUGAGGAGAAUGAAGCAGGAGGAGCUGGCUGAGCGUCUGCAGAGCAGACUUUUUGCUGCAGUUUGUCAGCGUGAACUCAAAUCCAACCUGAAGAAGAAGUUCCAGUGUGUGUUUGAGGGCAUCGCUAAAGCAGGAAACCCAACCCUUUUGAAUGAAUUCUACACAGAGCUCUACAUCACAGAGGGAGGGACUGCAGAGGUCAACAAAGAACAUGAGGUCAGACAGAUUGAAACAGCAUCCAGGAAACCAGCCAGACCAGAAACAACCAUCAGACAAGAAGACCUCCUCAAAGCCUCAGCUGGAGGAGAGGAACCAAUCAGAACAGUGAUGACUAAGGGAGUGGCUGGCAUUGGGAAAACAGUCUUAACACAGAAGUUCACUCUAGACUGGGCUGAAGACAAAGACCACCAGGACAUAGAGUUCACAUUUCCAUUCACCUUCAGAGAGCUGAAUGUGCUGAGAGAGAAGAAGUUCAGCUUGGUGGGACUUGUUCAUCACUUCUUCAGUGAAACCAGAGCAGCAGGAAUCUGCAGGUUUGAAGAGUUCCAGGUUGUGUUCAUCUUUGACGGUCUGGAUGAGUGUCGACUUCCUCUGGACUUCCACAACAAUGAGAUCCUGACUGAUGUCACAGAGUCGGCCUCAGUGGAUGUGCUCCUCACAAACCUCAUCAGGGGGAAGCUGCUUCCCUCUGCUCGCCUCUGGAUAACCACACGACCUGCAGCAGCCAAUCAGAUCCCUCCUGAGUGUGUUGGCAUGGUGACAGAGGUCAGAGGGUUCACUGACCUCCAGAAGGAGGAGUACUUCAGGAAGAGGUUAAGAAAUGAGGAGCAGGCCAGCAGCAUCAUCUCUCACAUCAAGACCUCACGAAGCCUCCACAUCAUGUGCCACAUCCCAGUCUUCUGCUGGAUCACUGCUGGAGUUUUGGAGGAUGUGUUGAAGACCAGAGAGGGAGGAGAGCUGCCCAAGACCCUGACUGAGAUGUACAUCCACUUCUUGGUAGUUCAUUCCAAAAUGAAGAAGGUCAAGUACGAUGGAGGAGCUGAGACGGAUCCACACUGGAGUCCAGAGAGCAGGACGAUGAUCGAGUCUCUGGGAAAACUGGCCUUUGAUCAGCUGCAGAAAGGCCACCUGAUCUUCUAUGAAUCCGACCUGACAGAGUGUGGCAUCGAUAUCAAAGCAGCCUCAGUGUGCUCAGGAGUGUUCACUCAGAUCUUUAGAGAGGAGAGAGGACUGUACCAGGACAAGGUGUUCUGCUUCGUCCAUCUGAGUGUUCAGGAGUUUCUGGCUGCUCUUCAUGUCCAUCUGACCUUCAUCAGCUGUGGUGUCAAUCUGCUGUCAGAAGAACCAACAACACCGUCUAAAGUCUUUGGAGACAAAACUCAACCAAUGUGUCUCUACCAGAGUGCUGUGGACAAGGCCUUAAAGAGUCCUAAUGGACACCUGGACUUGUUCCUCCGCUUCCUCCUGGGUCUUUCCCUGGAGACCAAUCAGACACUCCUACGAGGUCUGCUGACACAGACAGGAAGUCACUCACAGACCAAUCAAAGAACAGUCCAGUACAUCAAGGAGAAGAUCAGUAGGAAUGUGUCUCCACAGAAAAGCAUCAAUCUGUUCCACUGUCUAAAUGAACUAAAUGAUGGUUCUCUAGUGGAGGAGAUCCAACAGUCCCUUAGUUCAGGACGUCUCUCCACAGAGAAACUGUCUCCUGCUCAGUGGUCAGCUCUGGUCUUCAUCUUACUGUCAUCAGAAGAAGAUCUGGAGGUGUUUGACCUGAAGAAAUACUCUGCUUCAGAGGAGGCUCUUCUGAGGCUGCUGCCAGUGGUCAAAGCCUCCAACAAAGCUCUACUGAGUGGUUGUAACCUCUCACAGAGAAGCUGUGAAGCUCUGUCCUCAGUCCUCAGCUCCCAGUCCUCUAGUCUGAGAGAUCUGGACCUGAGUAACAACGACCUGCAGGAUUCAGGAGUGAAGCUGCUGUCUGAUGGACUGAAGAGUCCAAACUGUGACCUGCAGACUCUCAGACUGAGUGGCUGUAACCUCUCAGAGAGAAGCUGUGAAGCUCUGUCCUCAGUCCUCAGCUCCCAGUCCUCUAGUCUGAGAGAUCUGGACCUGAGUGACAACAACCUGCAGGAUUCAGGAGUGAAGCUUCUGUCUGUUGGACUGAAGAGUCCAAACUGUGACCUGGAGACUCUCAGGCUGUCAGGCUGUCUGAUCACAGAGGAAGGCUUUGCUUCUGUGGCCUCAGCUCUGAGCUCCAACCCCUCCCACCUGAGAGAGCUGGACCUGAGCUACAACCAUCCAGGAGACUCAGGAGUGAAGCUGCUUUCUGCUGGACUAGAGGAUCCACACUGGAGACUGGAGACUCUCAGGGUGGAGCCUGCUGGAGUCCGAUGGUUGAGACCAGGUCUGAGGAAGUAUUCCUGUGAACUCACAAUCGACACAAACACAGUAAACAGAAAACUCAAACUGUCUGACAACAACAGGAAGGUGACAUGUGUGAAGGAGGUUCAGUCAUAUCCUGAUCAUCCAGACAGAUUUGACUACUGGCCUCAGCUGCUGUGUAGAACUGGUCUGACUGGUCACUGUUACUGGGAGGUCGAGUGGAGAGGAGGAGUUUAUGUAUCAGUGAGUUACAGAGGAAUCAGGAGGAAAGGAAACAGUAUAGACUGUUGGUUUGGAUGGAAUCAUCAGUCCUGGAGUCUGGGAUGCUCUGAUAAAGGUUACUAUGUCUGUCACAAUAAUAGAGUAACACACAUCACCUCCUCCUCCUCCUCUGGUAGAGUAGCAGUGUAUGUGGACUGUCCUGCUGGUUCUCUGUCCUUCUACAGAGUCUCCUCUGACACACUGAUCCACCUCCACACCUUCAGCACCACAUUCACUGAACCUCUUUAUCCUGGGUUUUGGUUUGGGUCCUGGCCUGGUUCUGGUUCCUCAGUGUCUCUGUGUUCGCUGCAGGAGGGAGAGUCUCCUCCUGGUGGAGAACCUUCCUUUCUGCAAGAGGAAGAGUUUCCUCCUGGUGGAGAACCUUCCUCUCUGCUCACCACAUAGUUCAGUCUGUACAGCUGAUGUAGGUUCAUGUGGGUGUAGGUGCAGGUGGAGCAGGUGAGGGGUACCUGAGCUGGUCUGGACUCUGGGGGUCCACAGCUCUCUGGGACUUGUGGUGUUGCAGAUGAACGUCUGAAAGAGCUCAGCGAGGUGUGUUUUAAUGUUGCUGUGCUGAUCGCUCUCACUUAAGCAACCUUGAUACUGAUGGACAAAUUCCUCAUGGAAAAUGUGAACCAUUCAUUUAUUUUGUUCUUUUUUAGACAGUUUUUUCCUCCACCAGUCUUGCAACGUCAGCAAAUGUAAUUGUAGGUAAAUCUGUGAGUGAAGUUGUGAAGACUCCAUUAUCUCCUGAUGUGUUUGAUGCUUGACAGGAUGUCCACUUCCACAUUGAUUACGCAUUUCCGGUUUUUGUGAAAAAGGUCUAUUCUACUCAAAGGCCCUUUCUUAAUAUGCGUUCUUGUGUGGACUUUUGUUCUCGUGGACUCGUGAAACGUCAUCAGUCGCAGCCUGAGUACUGUUCCAAUUCUAAAGUCCGCAUCUGGCUGAGAACGGUCAUAAUACCCGGAUGUGGCUCGCCCCGCCCAUUUCACCCGGCAUGCAUCGGAGCAGGCUCGUCUGUUCUUGUGAGAGCCAAAUAUCCCAGAAUGCAUUUCAACUCAGCAACAGGCAGCAAAAUAAACACAACUGUCUACUGUCUUAAAUGUAGGGUUGCCAACCGUCCCGUAUUACCCGGGACAUCCCGAAUUAUGGGCAAUUUUGAUUUGUCCCGGCCGGAACAGCUCCAGUCCCGUUUUCCAAUCACAGCCUGCUAAGUCAAUGACGCACGAAAAACUCCUGGUUGUUGUGACGUUGUGACGCAUCAGACCAGUGUGCGCGCGCGGGGGCCGGGUGGCCAGAGCGGAGCAUGUGAGGUGAGAGCUGUCCUGUCUGUUAAAAUGAGCAGUGAGUGCAAAGAAAAAAAGAAAUUGUGCAAGCCCGGCCGACGACCCCCCCCCCCCCCUGUCAGCCCGCCAGCCCAGCUCCGUGGAUGGAGAUGUGAGGUGUAGUUCACGGACCGUCAGACCCUCCAGCACCGGGCGGUCAGCUCGUCUCAGCCCGCAGAGAGCAGCCUGUUUUCGGCGAGUCUUCUGUGAAAUCCUGCGCCGGUUUUCACGUCUCCGUAGCGGUUAUACAUAAGAUUUAACUGUACUAUAACGAGUCUUCAUAAGUUUUAAUGUAGUGACUGAUGUUGUUCUCCGUUAACGUUACGUCUGUUGGAGUUUAGAUUAAUAACUUCAUAUUUUAUUGUCACUUUAACGUCUUGUCUGUAUCCACAGAGUGCAGCUUGUUAUUGUAUCAUUGUGCAUUAUUAACUGUGUUUUGAUUAACCCUCCUGUUCCCUUCAUAUUUACUAACACCUUUUACCAUUGGGGUCAAUUUGACCCCAGCGAUUUAAACACCCAGAAAAUGAUUAUAAUUAUUAUAUGAUAAUUUAUAUAUAUUUUCCCCAGGUUUAGGUAUUAGAAACUUUGUGCUAAUUUGUUGACUACAUAAAUAGCGCAUUCAAUUAAAAUAAAAUAGGCACCCACCCCAUUAAACAUCCUUUUCCAUUGAUGGUGUUAUGAAGACCUCAAAUGCUGAUUGGAUGUCAUGGACUUGACUGACAGCGUAUCUGUCAGAACCUGGAACCAUUCUGAUGACGUUUGAAGCACCAAGUCUACCUACCUGUUGUUCAUGUGGGGAGUGUAGGAUAUUAAAAAAUUGACGACCAGGUUCAUAAAUUAACUAUAGAUAAAAUGCAUUUAGUGUACACCAAAAUACAACCAUGAUUCUGGAUUCAAUAAAGUAAUGGGAAUGUUAUAAAACCACUGUCAUUUUGAAACUGUAAUCAAUAGAAUAAUACCAAUGUACAGUUAUGAUUGUAUUCAAUGUAAUGUAAUCUACCGAAAUGCAUUUAUGUAAUACUGUAAUAUAAUUGACUGAGGCCUUCAACAGCCGAGCUACAUUGAACUCACCAGGAGACCACUCCCAGGGGGCGUGGUCACCGACUUUCACACCUUUACUGAUCGGUAUUAAUACUUGUAGGCAGCCAUUGUUCUCGAGUUUGGCUGGUCGUAGACAGCAGACAUGGUCUAGGGAUGGUGGUGAGAUGGUCCUGUGGCCUGUUUGUUGCGGAGACCAGCGGCUCCUCAGCUGAGAUGUCCUUUUUAGCACAACACCCUUUCAUUUAUUAAAUACUUGCAGUGACUGGCUCUGACCAGCAGAGGACGCUCUAACACACAAAGUCACCGAUGGGGUUAAACCAGUCUAUUUUGCAUUUAACAUUCAUCGCAAUCGGAAAAUAAUGACAAAAUCACACUAACACUUUAUGAAAUAAAUAUGAUCCAGCAUCUGAGUCAAAAUCCUCCAUCUGAACUUCAGAUGAAUUGUUUAUUUAAUCAAACAGUUAAAGUUGGAUGAUCGAUCAACUCUAAUGUGCACUUUACAAAGAUGUUUUUUCCUUGUCAAACGUGAUCAUUGGUUGCAAACUGUAUUUCACUGAUAUAUUUUGUAUCAUUACUUUAUGAAAUUGUUAGCAGAGAUGGUUCCCUCAACGGUCCCGGCGUCCAUACCCAAUGCUAGACCGAAUAUCAUUAUUAAACAAAUAACACAAAGUGGCGCAUCAUGGCUGGUUGACUUGAACUGAGUCGUCUUUAUUGAACGCAGGCUCACUUGACCUCUCCUAGGUCACAUGUCUAUUCAGGGGCAUCCUAUUGGCUGCCGUUAACACAUAACAUUGCAUAGAAAAGUAAGUACAAUAGAUUGUCACAAUGGAGGGCAUAUACUCCUAUAUGUUAACAGAAAUAAAUAUGAUCCAAGUUGGAUGAUAGUUUAAAAAAACAAGGAUUCAAAGGGAAUGUAGUUCUCUGUUAAGAGUAGGAAUGGAGCGCUGUUUGUGUGUUGAAUUCAUCUGCAAAGUGUUUAGGUUAUUUUUAGGAGGGGGAUAUUUGACCAUGACGUUUUGAUGUGAACUUCAAAUAUGAAUGAAUGAACAAAUGAACAAAACGUGUGACCUGGAUUUGGCUCCAUAUAAAACGAGUCUCAAAAAACCCAGACACAAAUGUGAAGCGAUCCGUAAAAUAAAUGCAGUGCGAUCUACAAAUAUGAA